This is a messenger RNA of Mangifera indica (mango), 920 nucleotides long. Its product is annotated as LOB domain-containing protein 22-like. The record is from RefSeq and is a predicted model, not a curated record. NCBI's taxonomy places the organism in Eukaryota, Viridiplantae, Streptophyta, Magnoliopsida, Sapindales, Anacardiaceae. The coding region runs from base 45 to 623 and encodes 192 amino acids. The transcript has a single exon.
AACGCAUCCGAAUUCUCAAACUACUGCAACUUUCCCCAUCAAAUAUGAGCGCCCUUCCAAGGCUUGGCAAUCUUAAUACCUCCAGCAAUGGUGGCACCACUCAGGCAUGCGCUGCUUGUAAAUACCAACGUAGAAAAUGUGCCCCCGAUUGCAUUCUCGCCCCUUACUUCCCCCACGACCGUCAGAGACAAUUCCUCAACGCUCAUAAAUUAUUCGGCGUCAGUAACAUCACCAAGAUUAUCAAGAAUCUUGAACCGCUCGAGAAGGAAGAAGCCAUGCGCACCAUUAUCUUCCAGUCUGACGUGCGAGCCAGUGACCCCGUGUGGGGAUGUUAUGGAAUUAUAAGAGAACUUCAACGUCAGAUUGAGAUUAACAAGGCUGAACUGGAGUUAGUUCUUCACCAGGUGGCGAUUUGUCGGGCGCAAGCUCAGCAACAGAUUCAAGAAACUGAUGAUUCGGUUCUUCGUUAUGAGAACAUUGUUAAUUCUGAGCCCUUUUUUAUUAAUCAAGGACAAGAGGAGAAUGAUAAUUAUGUUGUUCCGGAUAAUUUAGAAGGAGAUCUAAAUGUUAAUGCGUGGACCCUGCAAGAUCCCACCAUGGUGUCCACGUUGCAGAUUAAGUAAGAUUUUGUUAAUGAAAGUAGUGAGGAGGGUGCAAAGGUGGUGGAGCCGGUGAUGGCCACCGCAACAACGACUACUACGCAGCUUCUUGAGAUACCGUGCGAGAGACAUGAGGUGAAGUUUGAGGCUGAUCAAGAAUUGGUUGAGAGGAGGUUUGUGCCUUCGACACAGUUGCUUAUAUCAUCUUAGAUUUUGUUAUAGGGCUUGUUGGAAAAUUAAUCAAAAUGAAGGUAUACAUUGGAGAUUCAAAUAUCUCAGGUCAUCUUGUUGUUGAGGAUGAUGGCAUUUGGGCAAGGGGAA